Seriola aureovittata is the source of this 2517-nucleotide messenger RNA. Its product is annotated as carbohydrate sulfotransferase 1-like. The record is from RefSeq and is a predicted model, not a curated record. Bases 340 to 1683 code for a protein of 447 amino acids. Gene Ontology annotation, biological process: keratan sulfate proteoglycan metabolic process; N-acetylglucosamine metabolic process; carbohydrate metabolic process. The transcript is spliced from 6 exons. NCBI's taxonomy places the organism in Eukaryota, Metazoa, Chordata, Actinopteri, Carangiformes, Carangidae. Gene Ontology annotation, cellular component: Golgi membrane. Gene Ontology annotation, molecular function: N-acetylglucosamine 6-O-sulfotransferase activity; keratan sulfotransferase activity.
GCGUGGUGGAGAUCGAUAGUGUUCAAGAGACUUUAACCGUUCUCAUGUCAUGUACUGGUCCAGCAGCCUGUUGAUGUGGAUGUGACUGCCAUCACUUUUCCUCGUGGAGGUUCUAUCUAUAUCAGGAUUGUCUCCCCUCCGUAGCGUCAUGUCGUCCUCCUCCCCCUCCUCCUCCCAGUGUGGACCACAGACAGGCGCAGGUUGGUGUUCGCCGUCGCCGUGGAGGCAGACAACAGCGGCAUCAUGUCUCCGCGUCAGCCGGCCCGCCGCCCUCUGUUGACGGCCAAAACACACAGGAGAGACAGUGCUGUGGAUCCCUGAUCCAGCUGUUCAGCCACCAUGCAGUGUUCCUGGAAAUCCAUGGUGCUGCUAGCUUUAGCCUCCAUUGCCAUCCAGUAUACGGCCAUCCGCACUUUUUCCACCAAGCCCUUUAGCCUGUUGUGCUCUGUGGGCCUGGCACCCACGGGUCACGCUGUCAACUGCAGUCUCAAAGAUCUGACACGUUUGGGACAGGAGACACCCGAGGGCUCAGACCGAGGAUGUGAUGAGGUCUCCUCCCACACCCCGUCCUCCUACUCCUUCUCCCUCCCAUCCUACAAUGCCAGCAAGAGGACACACAUCCUCAUUCUGGCCACCACCCGGAGUGGAUCUUCCUUUGUGGGCCAGCUGUUCAACCAGCAUCCAGAGGUCUUCUACCUGUUUGAGCCUCUGUACCACGUCCAGUUGGCGUUGCUUCCCCGGCUUGCACAGAGUCGGAACCUGGCUGAGAGGAGGGUGAUGCUCGGAGCAGCCAGAGACCUGCUGAGGUCCCUGUAUCACUGUCACCUCAGCAGUCUGGAGAGCUACAUACGACCCCGUCCGGUCAACCACUCCACUGACAAGCUGUUCAGACGAGGAGCUAGCCGGUCCCUGUGCUCCCUUCCUGUAUGUCAGGCUCCUCUGAGCUCGGAGGAGCAGAACCUGGUGCUGGCUGAUGAAGGGGAGUGUGUGAGGAGAUGUGGGCCACUCAAUGUGUCACUGGCUACUGAUGCCUGCAGAGCAAAGCGCCAUGCAGCCAUCAAGACAGUCCGGAUUCCCCAAAUCAGUGACCUUAGAGCGCUGAUUGAAGACCCACGACUCAACCUGAAGGUGGUCCAGCUUGUUCGAGAUCCACGCGGUAUCCUGGCGUCUCGUAUUGAGACAUUUCGAGACACUUACCGGCUGUGGCGUCUGUGGAGAGCGACUGGGCAUCGACCCCACAACCUGGACCUGGGACAGAUUAACACAGUAUGUGAGGACUUUCUCAGGUCUGUGUCUGUCGGCCUGGCCAGACCCGCCUGGCUUAGAGGGCGGUACAAGCUGCUCAGGUAUGAGGACUUAGCCAGGUUUCCUCUCCAGAAGACCAGAGAGCUGUACAGUUUCCUAGGUCUGGUUCUGGACCACAGUGUGGAAGACUGGAUCAUCAACAACACCCGCGGCAGCAGUGAUCUAUCAUCCCGGCAGAAGUUUACCACAGUGCGGGACUCUGCUGCUAAUGCAGAGAACUGGAGGGUGAAGCUGUCCUUCGACAUGGUGGUUUACACUCAAACUGUCUGCCAACCAGUUCUGGAGCUCCUGGGAUACAAAACAGUGUUCCAUCCAAGAGAACUGAGGAACCUCUCACACUCUUUGGUUGAGGACAGGACGUUCCUCCCAUUUUUCUAAACUGAUAACAAAAAAACAAGACAGAACUGUAGGUGAUAGAGCAGAGAUUUGGCUGAUGUGGAUAUUCUCACUCUGUCUGUGCUGGAGGAAGGAUUCUGUCCUUAUCAAUGUUACCUUGGGUUGUUAGGCAACCUUGUAUUUAUUUAUUCAUUUAUUUAUCCCUUGAGCAAAUCAACUACCUCAGUUCCAGCCCUUCUUCUCCUUCAGUACAAUGUAACAUAUUCAAGCUACUUCAUGGUAAAUCAAACUUUACAGUUAAUUAUAUUGAAACUACUGUAUGCAGAUUUAAAGAUGAGCCAAAACAUUUUGACCUCACAGAUAAAGUAACAUUGAUUACCUCGUAACAAAAGCAGAUGUCAAGAUCUGAGAUAUGUUAAUGGGUAAAUGAACAGUCAGUUCUCGUAUAAGUGUGCUGGAUGUGGGAGAAAAGGGCAGUUAAGACCUGAGUGACUUUGACAAGAGUCAAAUGGUUAUGGCCAGACUACUGGGUCAGAGAAUCUCAGAAAUUGCAAGGCUUGUGGGCUGCUCCUGGUCAGAAGUGGAAAGUUCCUAUUGACAGUGGUCUGAGGAAGAAGAUGAUACAAGGAGGGACAAACUACAAACUGAUGCACCACAAAGGUUAGUGUGUCUCAUCCAAACCAAGAGAAGGGUUACCAGUGCAGGAGAAAAAUGCAAUAAUUUCCUUAAAAUGUGGAUCCAAGCACCAAAAUUGGUAUGUUUAUCCCCCUGAGGCCAUUAAUUUGAAAAUACCCAUUAGCCACUUUUUUCACAAAUUUCAAGAUGGCUGCCAAUUCUGGCAUGGGAAACAUAUUUUACCACAGAACUUUAUCCACG